Messenger RNA from Monodelphis domestica (gray short-tailed opossum), 2937 nucleotides. The record is from RefSeq and is a predicted model, not a curated record. Lineage: Eukaryota; Metazoa; Chordata; Mammalia; Didelphimorphia; Didelphidae.
GAGGGGCGGCCGGGCCCCGGCAGCGAGAGGACAAAAUGGCGGCGGCGGCUGAUGGCUGCUGCUGCUUCUACCUCCUCCCCCCCGCCGCCGCCGCCGCCUCUAGCGCCAGCCCCUCCGUCGCAGCCGCCGGACGCCACCCGCUCCGGGAAAGAGAUGGCCGCCCCACAGCGCGCCCCCCAGACUCACCUGGCCGGGUGCGCGGGGGUCCGGGGCCGGGGUCUGGGGCUCCCCGGGGCGGGAUGGCGGCGGGGCGGGGGCGGAUGGCGGCGGAUGGCGCCGGCUUCGGCUCCUCCCGUCUCCCUCGCUCGCUCGGCGGCUCGGCUCCGACUAACGGCCCAUCCGGGCAACCGCCGCCCCCGGGAGCGCCCCCCCCACCUCCCGCCUCCCUCCGCGCCGGGACACGCCCCCUCAUUUGCAUAAUGGGCGGAGUUCCCGCCACCCGGCCCCACUCUUUAAUCUCAGUGCAGGUUCGUUUAAAAAAAAAAAAAAGAAGAGAAGGAAAACCCUGAAGAGGAAAAAAAAAGAAAGAGGGGAACAAAAAAUGGGGACAAGCAAGUGGUGGGUGUGGGUGAUGGUGAGGAUAUAAUUUGCAUAAAGGGGUGGGGUAAGCUGUAGCCAGGACUGUGGUUGGCUAGGGUGGCAGACCCCCCCCCCAUCCUCAGUCAGCCGUUACGGCCCAAGACGUGAGGCGUGAGGUGUGCGGGAGGGGCGGGGUCACGGCGCCGGCCUGUUCGGCGGUUGGGAGAAGUCUGGCGUAAGCUGCGGAAGGAGGUAUCUGUGUCUUUUCAUCUAAUUGCCCAGGGCCAAUGACUAGACCUUUCCAGGCAAGAAGGAAACUGUUAAACUUAAGAAGAGAAGGAAGAAGCCUGGAGAGGAGCCAACAAGCAAUUCCAUGCUGUCACUUGAUUUCCAUUUCCAUAUGUGAAGAUUAAAUUUAACUCUCCCUGAUUGUAACAAUGAAGGUACUUAACUCUUCCCUGAUUGUGAAGAUUUAAAUUGUAAAUCAUGUCUAUUUUUAGAUUUUAAUCCCCAUAAGUAUAAACACCCUACUUAAAAGUUAAAUAUGGAGACCUGCCUAUUUUUAGAUUCAAUCACAAAAAGUGCAAACAAGGUACUUAAAAGUUAAGUAUGAAGAUCUGCCCAUUUAGAUCUAAUCUUCAAAAGUAUAAAUAUCCCACUUAAUCAUGAAGUGGGAGGUCUGUGACACCUGUGUGUGAUACUGGGUAACAAAUCAGAGUCAACUACCUGCCUUCUGGGCAGUUCUAGAGCAUGUCAGCUGUGAUUGGUAAAUGUGGAAUUAGGGGAAGUGACGCAAGAGAAAAUGUCUUUAAAAGUGGAGUUUGACUUGGAACUGGGAUUCUUGGAGUGGAGUUCAAGUUGGACUUCCACUUCUGCUGAAGUUCAAUUCUUUAUGUUUUCAAGUUGAGGCUGGUGAAGAGGGGCAGAAGGAUCUGCUGUUAGACUGACACAUGGUGAGUGAAAAGCUGACUCUAAACUGCUAGAUUUUUCUGAAGAGACUUCCCCAGGUCCUGGGCUACCAAGGCCAAGGUCUAUCUGUUUGAGCAGUAAACUCCCCUGCCUGGUUUUUGAGCCAGGGGCUGGAGAUAAAUUACUUAGUGCUGAGGCUAGAUAUCUUACCUUAUCCUCUCUCUGAUUUCUUGCUUCACUCUUUCUACGUUUUGUAAAUAAAUUGUAAAUAAAAUCUCUUUGGAAUUAAUUAAAUUCCUGGUGACCAAACUCUUAAAUAAUCAAGUCCAACCCUUUUUAAAAAACAGCCCCUUACCCCCCUUACACAUAUUAUUCAUUUUUGCUAUAGAGCAAUUUUUUUGGAAGCCUAAACCCUAAAUCACAUACCCCUAUAUACAUGUGAUAAGUGAUUUCAUAUGUUCUUCCUUUGCAUUUCAACUUCCAUAGUUCUUUCUCUCAAUGUGCUUAACAUUCUUUCCCAUAAAUCCUUUAAGAGUGUCCUGACUUGUGAAAGGGGUAAAUUUAGGGGUUUUGACUAAUAUAUUAUCCUUAUGGUCACCAGGGAUUAAUUCAAAUCCCAAUAAAAAUACUCAUCAGUUUGGGAAUUUUAUGUUAGUUUAAUUAAUAUAGAGGGAAGGAAUUAAGAAGAAGAGAGAGGAAAAAGAGAAUAAGAUUUCUCUGGCCUAGCCUGAGCCAAGGGGAGUUCAGAGACCUUCCAGUCACGAGGCCUCCUCCAAGAUGAGGGAUGGAUGGCAUUUUUAGGAAAGGUAAAGGAAAAAAGGAAUCAGCCUAAAUUCUGAGAGAGCUCAGGGAAGAUGCCUCACCUGACCCACGAUAUUAAGCUUCUCCCAGUUACUGUAUCAAGGACACUCACGGCCAAACCCAAACAAUAGCUGUAGCCAUGCCAAGAUGCCAAGACGCCCAGCAUGCUGCCACUAGCCACCUCUCCACCAAAAAGAGCCCGAGAGAGGAAGUGACAUGAAAUAUAUAGACUGUUUUUUACAUCACUUCCUGCAUCUCACAUGUACCAAUGGUAGCUUAAACUUGACUUAGGACAACCCAGGGGGUGUAUCAGUUGUUUCUGAUUUGUCAUUUGCUAGCACAUAUCUGUCAUAGGCCAUCCUUCUCGACAUUUAAUCCUUAAGUUGGGGUGUAGACAUUCCUGUUUUGUUAGACUAAGCAGGGUGGAGUAAAUCUAAAAUUCACACUUGUUGCAUUGUUACUAGUAGCAAAGUCCAUUAAAUUAUAUUGUUCCAAAGUGUUUUACUUUCUGUGUACAAUGUUCUUCUGGUUCUGCUCAUUUCAUUCUGCAUCAGUUCACUGAGAGCCUCCCAGUUCAUACAGAAAGGCUCUAAAUCAUCAAUCCUUACAACACAAUAGUAUUCCAUCACCAUCAUAUUUCACAAUUUGUUCAGUCAUUUCUCAAUAGAGGAUAUCCCCUCAGCUUCCAAUUUUUUUCUACCACAAAGA